UUAAUAAGAAGGUACGACAUGGUUCUGUGGAAAAGACUAGGAGGAGCUAAUGCUAAGUAAUUGUAUUUUAUUUUUUAAUGUGUUACGUUUUCAGAGUAGGGUUUCAUGCGUAAUCUCGCAUUGCUUUUCCAAUUAGACGUUGACAACGUUAAUGUUUCAUUGAUAAAUGUCAACGGCGUCCAAAAUGAAAGGGACAAAACGGAGAAACCUGAGAACUUCGAGGUUAUUAACCCUCCUUAGCUACGAGAGUGAGACGAUUUGUUACUUGGAGACAUGAUCAUGGGGAGUUGAAUGACCAGCCCGCGGCGUGCUAGUUAGCUAUCUAACAUUAAAGUUGUCUAGUUAUUAGUCUGUAAGUCUGGCGGACCACUGCACAUUGCCAGUGGUGUUCCUGGUAUUCUCCGUGCCCGUGACAAAUCAAACGCGGGGUAUUUUGCGCAUGAUACAGUUUGCAUGCAGCUGACACAGAAUGGACGAACGGAGACCACUGAUGCCCAGCCCGUUAUGGGAUUAUCAGUGGGAGAAACGAAUUUCAACAUUCAGCGCGCCACCGAGACAUGACGUGCUGGGGGAAACAAAUGGGGGGAUCUGUCUUUCUCAGCUGAUGCAACAGCUGGAUGAAUUGAAUUUGAGGGGAGAAGAACCCACAUCAAAGUUUAAGGACACUGUAGAGAAAUGUGUAAAUUUGGGACAAAAAUAUUCCAAGAUAUUUCUACCAACACUCAACUCUAAGUGUAAUUUGAGCACUGGAUCGGCCAUCUGCUGCAGCCCUCUGGAGCCCACUUUGCUCCAGGGGCAACUUCAGAGACACCAGCCGGAUCUGAAAUGCUACAAAGCCCUUCGGUCUUGGUCCCAUCAUCCCAAAAGAAAGUACCUCCUCACACCUCGAAACAAUCAAGGAGACAACAGCGGUGUAGCUCAGAGUGAGAUACCCCUGAGAAUAACUCCAGCAGUGGUCACUCACAACCAUGGACUGAGGGACAGAAGAGCAGAGGGACAAGGAACCAGAAACGUGGUUUCGAGCCCUUACUGCUUGGCCCCAAACAGGUUUGAAGGUCCAGGAGCUGAAACGAGUAACAGCUCCUCAACAGGCCAAAGCAGCCACAGCAGUCUCUUUAUGGACUUCCCCUCGGAUGACAGUGACUUGUCGGACCAGGAAAGGACGUCUAUGUCAGACCACGAAAGGACGACCGUCUCAGCCCAAGAUUGGGCAACUCCUGUGGAGCUGGAGCUGGAGCUGAGGCCUGAGCCAUUCGAUAAGGACGAUCCGAAGGAUUACUCGGAAUCAAGAGAGGAUCGAUUGCCCUAUCCUGAGGUUCUCCCGGCACCCUUAAAGAUACUGGACCUCACGCAAAACCUGUUCAACAGAGCAGACUGGGAGAGGAGGCAGAGUUUUAUUAGGCAGGACCCUUCCCUGUUUGUCCUCGCCAACCGCCUGGUGGAGAUGGAGAGGAUGCAGGCGGCCACCGUUCAGAGAGAGAGAGCUAAAGUGGGCUGGUCUCGAUCGGCCACUGCCAUCGGCAUGACAAGGAGCACCGCUCGGAUAAGGAAAGCGGAUUUACUGGGAUCUCAGCCUGAAAGCUUGGUGCCAGGAAUGGAACCGGGGGGCGAGUGCCCCUCGGUUCUGCAUGGAAUAGCAGACCUCACACUUCCUCACACCCCCGUGGCUAGGCGACGUUUGAAAACUGCCUGUGUCCCUUCGAGACAAAGCCACGACACGAGAGGCUCAACUGUCAACUGUCCCACCCUGCCCAAACAGCCCCAUUCGAGCUCAAGCAGGCCGAGCAAGACGAGCUGCCUUUCAUCAGGCCCGUCUGUGCAAGGCUUUUUACUGAACGCGGUACCAUCAUCCUACAAAGUGGAGAGGCUAAGGGGCUCCAAGAAGGUGACAUCAAGGCUAAAGAGAAAGUCAUCUUCCACAAGAAAGAGAAAUGCCAGGCCAGAUAGAAAGCUAUAAUACGGUUCGUAAUUUCAUUUGAUUUCUCAUUGUAUGAGCAGGCAUUACUGUGUACAAGCUUCCAUUUGAUUGGUCUGGGAAAUGAGCAGUCUUUCCCAUAUUUGUUGGCAGAAUCCCAGGGUCACAUGCACCCAAGUUGCAGUGCAACUUGGCAAUGUACAUUUUUGUUUUCAAACAAGCCAAUUUUGGGACCAUAUUGGUGUCCUUUAAAACAGACUUCACUUACUAAAUCACCAGUCCCAGUUCUGCAUUCAUGGAUGUCCACAAUGUAAUUUGGUCCAUAAUAAUGUAAACAUUUUGAAGAUACUUGGCCAAUUCAAUUAUGUAAUUUACUAGAAUUAAAGUCUGACAGUUUACACGGAAACUGCAAUGGAACCAAUAAUUGUUGCCCUACAAGCCUUAGGCUAUAUCAUCUUGAGCUCAAGUAUUCACUCUCUCCCAGCUGAAAAAGUUUCUUUUUCAUACAACUGCUGCAUUAUCUAUCAAGGUUUAGACUUCCGUAGUUUCUUCCAAGUGCAGAUGAUUGACAUUUAAGUCAAGUGUUACUACUGUAUGCAUGAACAAACUUGUUCAUGACUUCGGCAUAAAGACAUCAGGGAGAGGGUAGGUCUGUUCUGAGACAAUUUAACAAUCAAUUUGAAAUUAUAAUUAUAUGUGCAAGUGGAUUAAGUGCAUCUGUUUUGACUUAGCAUUGCAGAAUUGCUUUUUUGGGCCAAUAAAGAGCAACUUAAAUGGUAACUGAAUGAGAAGAGCCAUUGGAGUCAAAACAUUAGCAGCAAAAACUAAAGCACUUUUAAGAAGCGUUUAUUAUGAAGUGGAUACAAUUCUUUUUUCCCCUAAGUUUAUACUUAAAUUGGUUACAUUUAUGCUUGAAAUACUACGUGAAUGCAGCUCAUUUACAAUGUUUAUCAAAUAUGAGGUGCAGUGCAAGAUCAUCAUAAUAAACAAUGAUGCAAUAAGCAUUAGCAAAUGGUUCAAUGGGAUCAGAGCUGCUUCCUUGGGUGUCCAAAUGGCCAAGUCCAAGUUUUCAAGUCAGAAGGGGAACAGGAAAAUGCCAAAUGGCAACUUACCCUGCAAGACAAAAAGCACACACAGAAUCACACUGUUAUUUAGGUAACCAAAAAUCAAACUGGAAAUAUCUGACAAAAAAAAAAAAA
This is a messenger RNA of Anguilla anguilla (European eel), 3114 nucleotides long. RefSeq lists its product as uncharacterized. The record is from RefSeq and is a predicted model, not a curated record. NCBI's taxonomy places the organism in Eukaryota, Metazoa, Chordata, Actinopteri, Anguilliformes, Anguillidae. The coding region runs from base 470 to 1957 and encodes 495 amino acids. The transcript is spliced from 6 exons.